AACAAGCGCACUAACGGAAGGCUAUAGCUAACGUUAGUUACGUGCAUAGACAAGUGCUCGAGUUUGAACUAUAACGAUGAUGCCACUAAAAAAUAUCUAAACAUUAGAGACAGUAAUGGUCACAGGGUUGCCAGCUAAGAGCAGAUUUCUCUUUUCGUGUACAUUUCAGUGAAGUUGGAAUUACCUUUAGCUCACCUCUGCUUAGAUUCAGGGUUCUACCGUUUGCUAGCUCCCCAUCGACAUCAGUUGUGCUUUUCUAAGUAAGUGAAACAGGAGAGUAGAGACAUGUCAGAGUCCGGCCACAGUCAACCCGGGAUGUACGGGCAAGGACGCAGGAGGAGGCGACGCCGGGGAGACAGAGACGCCGGACCUCCGGGGCAAAAUCUGUCUGGACCCAGUCGGGAUCGAGAAUACCAACCGAGAGAACGAAGGGAUGGGAGCGAAGAUCCACCAGGCCCACUCAUUCAGAAGACCCCCAUCAUUCUUGCAAAACCCCCGGGGGAAAGGGCCAAGCCUUCGCAGAAUGCACCUGUCAGUGGAGCCGCAGUCCUGGAGAAGCCCAUCAUGCUAAUGAAAGCCAGGGAUGAUGGAGGGAAGCCAGGGACCCCUCCAGAGGUGGCAGCUCAGCCCCCUGGCCCAGGGACAUCCAAGAUAGAGAGGGAAGGGCAGCGACCUACCCAGCCUGUAUACCAGAUCCAAAACCGAGGAAUGGCCGCCUCGGCAUCAAGCAGCGCUGUGGACCCCAUGGUUGGCCAGUCUAAACUCCUCCCUCCAGAGAAGAUGAAGCACAGCAUUAAGCUUGUGGAUGAUCAGAUGAACUGGUGUGACAGCGCCAUGGAGUAUCUGAGGGACCAGACAGAUAUGUUGGUGGUGGGAGUCAUCGGCCUUCAGGGAAGUGGGAAAUCUACUAUCAUGUCACUAUUAUCUGCCAACACCCCAGAGGAGGAUCAAAGGGGUUAUGUAUUCAGAGCCCAGACUCAAGAAAUCAAGGAAAGAGGAGGAAACCAGACCACAGGGAUUGAUUUCUUCAUCACACAGGAGAGAGUCAUCUUCUUGGACACACAGCCGAUGCUCAGCCCAUCUAUCCUGGACCACCUGAUCAACAAUGACCGGAAGUUGCCUCCAGAGUACAACCUCCCUCACACGUACAUUGAGAUGCAGUCUCUUCAGAUUGCUGCCUUCCUGUUUACCGUGUGCCAUGUGAUCAUUGUGGUUCAAGACUGGUUCACUGACCUAAAUCUCUACAGGUUUCUUCAGACUGCUGAGAUGCUUAAACCUUCCACCCCGUCUGCGGGCCAUGACAGCGCUGGCUCUUCAGGCAAUGACGAUGGAGCAGAGUACUAUCCUCAUAUAGUGUUCCUCCAGAAUAAGGCCAGACGGGAUGAUUUCUGCCCAAGGAAUCUAAAGAACAUGCAUAUGGUGGUGGACAAAUUAAUGGCUCACUCUCAUCUCAAAUACAAAGGUACAUUGUCCAUGCUGGACUGCAAUAUCUUCCCUGGACUGGGACAGGACUAUCUGUCACCUGAGGUCAACAUGUUCCUACUUCCUGUGCAGGAAAAUGAUGGGGAGGAUAAUCUGACUAAAGCAGGGACAGGAACAUACCCGCUCUUCUCCCUGCUCCCGGGUUACAGAGGACACCCCUCUUUCUCCACCAUGGUGUCAAAGCUUCGCAGCCAAAUGCUGACCAUGCCCCGCUGUCAGCUGUCACACACCAUCCUCACUGAGAAGAACUGGUUUCACUACGCAGCUCGUAUCUGGGAUGGGGUGAAAAAGUCCUCAGCGCUGUCAGAAUACAGCCGCCUGCUCUGCUAACGCCUUGGUUGAACUGCUGUUAUAUACAAUAGCGGAGCAACCCUGCAUGUGCAGGUAUCAGGUCACAUGAGGAGAAAUGUGGUCCUGAAAGAGGAGACUCGUUUGCACCUUACAGGAGGGACAGUUGUAACUGGAAGCUUAGUCAUUGUUGAAGAGUCUGAGUUAAUUAAAAUGCACAGACAUACAGUCAGAAAGUUGCCUGUCCCUGCCCUCAGGAAGUUUAAUGUUCAACCAAUACAGCUGCACCCUGUACAGCAGUGGUGAAAAAGAUCAAAACCACAAUGUCAAAGCAAGAUAAAGUGUUUUAUUUGCAAGUCAUUGUUUGCUUUGUGAUGUUGUAACUACAGCUUUGAUGUACUGACGAUGCACAUAUUUUCUGAGAUGAAAAUAUAGUGAAAAGAUUGUGUGGUUGUUACACUGCACAGUGCAAAGGUAGGGUCUGUCUCUCUUUGACAUACUGUGUUAAAUCCUUUUACAAGACAUGUCAUGUUUGCAUAAAAGACUGGGAUAUUUACAUAACAGGGAAGGUUUCACUUACAUGAUUGUGAUGAGUGGCUUUCAUUCUCUGAGAAUGAAAUAAUAACAAACACGAACCUCCCUCCUUUACCUCCUGUACUCUGCCUAACCAGCUUUAUCUUGUAAGGGCACAGACUAAGAAAUGAAAUUUAAGUGUUGGUGCUCAAGCCCUUGUUGACGUAACUCUUGCCACAACAGCCAACAGCUGGAGAAACUACACAGAGUACAUUGUCUGUUAAUCUUUUACUUGAAAAAUAACAUGCACAUAAUUGUUCUGUCACCUAAGACUGAGUAUUUUUGUGGAUUGCUGGAACACCAUGUGAUGAGUCAGGACUACAUUAUCUGAAUAACCUCUGGGAAAACUGCCAUGGAGAUUGCAAUUUGAUAUCAGGAACCAGUUUGAUAGUCAAAUUUAGACUGCCCUUCUCAGGCACGAAAGUCACAGCAGUUCUCAGCAGUGUGUAGAGUACAACCCUCAAAAAGAUACUUAAAAAUGCUGAAUACAAAAAUGCUCAAAAUGGCUCAAAUUGAUUUUGCUCUGGGUCAUGUGUAGUCUGUCAAGGAGGAGUUAUUUUAUUCACUUGUCUGGACUUGUUUACCUGGUUCAGGCUGAAUCCCGAAUUAUGCCACUCAAAACAAUUGAGUGGACAACAUCAAUCUCUGGAAAAAAAAAGUUCUGUAAGAAUGGAAAUUAAUGAAUCAUAUGUGGCUCAUAGUUGCUAAAUAUGUUCAAUGUGUGAUUAAACCACAUGUAAAAACUGA
Lates calcarifer (barramundi perch) is the source of this 3090-nucleotide messenger RNA. RefSeq names its product SMG9 nonsense mediated mRNA decay factor (gene smg9). Gene Ontology annotation, biological process: nuclear-transcribed mRNA catabolic process, nonsense-mediated decay. The transcript is spliced from 13 exons. NCBI's taxonomy places the organism in Eukaryota, Metazoa, Chordata, Actinopteri, Centropomidae. Bases 286 to 1812 code for a protein of 508 amino acids. The record is from RefSeq and is a predicted model, not a curated record.